UUAUCUACACUAGAUGGCAUUGUUCCUAUGUUUUGAUUGUGAUUUGAUUUUUUGAUUCAUCUAAAAUCAUCUAACUCAAAAUAGUAGACUUAAUUCAGAGGUAAUUUCAUUUCAAGUUAGCUGUACAAUUUAAUAAAAAUGAAGUUUGCUGAACAUUUGGCGGCUCUUAUUACUCCAGAAUGGCGAAAACAAUAUAUACUCUACGAAGAGAUGAAAUACAUGUUGUACAGUGCAAUGGAAAGGCAACCAUCACCGGAAGUUGCUGAUCGAGAUGAGAUAACUCGGUAUAAUAAAGCAUUUGAUGAGGAAUUUUUGAGCUUUUGCGAAAAAGAAUUGGCCAAAAUAAAUAUAUUUUUCGCUGAAAAACUGGCCGAAGCAACUAGAAAAUUUUCAACCCUCAAAAAUGAGCUCAAUCUGAUUAAAAGUAAAUUUGACACUUUUCCUCGUCGCGAUGAAGAUGGCAAUUUUCGCAGCAUUUUUAAUGCCAAAGACUUUAUUUUACAAAAAGCUGAUGAGAGACAUCGCAAUCGUAAGUUGCGAGAAUUAAAAUUGGGUUUCUCUGAAUUUUACCUUAGCCUUGUGUUAUUACAAAGUUACCAGAACCUGAAUUUUACUGGAUUUGUCAAGAUUCUCAAGAAACACGAUAAACUGUUAGGGAACGAUGAAGGUCUCAAAUGGAGAAGAGCUCAUGUCGAAAAUGCACCUUUCCAUUUGAAUAAAGAGAUUCACAAGUUGAUCGAAGAAACGGAAAAUCUGUUUACUCAAGAAUUAGAGGAAGGACAUCGACAGAGAGCAAUGAAGCGUCUUCGAGUUCCCCCAUUGAAUGACCAACAAAGCCAAUGGACUACAUUUAAAGUGGGCUUCUUUUCAGGAGCGUUUGUCAUUUUACUUGCAAUUGUAUUGAUUACUGGAGUAUUCCGAGACCCUCAAAAUAAUCUCACAAUUACUUUUCGCCUUUACCGGGCAACCUUUUUGGUGAUACUUUUUCUAUUCUUAAUGGGUAUCAAUGUUUAUGGCUGGAGAACCUCAGGCGUCAAUCAUGUUCUUAUCUUUGAACUUGAUCCAAGAGAUCAUUUAUCGGAGCAACACAUUAUCGAAAUUGCAGCUAUUCUAAGUGUCCUAUGGUCUACUUCGGUAAUAUCUUAUCUUUACAGUGAUUAUCUUCAUAUACCCAAGAUAAUCAAUCCGUUGCUUCUGGUUCUGUUUAUGUUGUUCUUUCUUUUUAAUCCAACUGACACUUUUCAAAGAAAUGCACGAUUCUGGUUCCUCAGAAUAAUGGGGAGAUGUUUAGCAGCCCCAUUCUGCCGGGUUAAGUUUGCUGACUUUUGGUUAGCUGAUCAGAUGAAUAGUAUGUCACCAAUAUUUGUCGAUAUCCAAUAUUUUAUUUGCUUUUACAUCUCAGUGUUUUCAUCUGGUGCCAUAGACAACUGGUAUUCAAGUCAUGAGCGAUGUUCAGGUGGAACCAAGGUUGAAUUAAUUACUCGAGCCGUUUUAAAUUGUCUUCCAGCUUGGUUUAGAUUUUGUCAAUGUUUAAGACGUUACUAUGAUGACAACCGAGGACCUUUUCCCCAUUUAGUCAAUGCUGGCAAAUAUUCAACAACUUUUUUCGUCAUCCUAUUCUCAUCUUUAACCAAAGCUUAUCAACCCAAUUAUGAUGAAUCAACUGACAAUCCAUUUUUCACUCUCUGGAUAAUUGCUCUUAUAAUCAGCUCUUGUUACACUUAUAUUUGGGACAUUAAAAUGGAUUGGGGUCUAUUUGAUUCGUCCAGUCCAUCCGAGUAUCCAUUUUUACGGGAAGAAAUGGUCUAUUCCUCACCAGUCUUCUAUUACUUUGCCAUUUGUGAAGAUUUAAUUCUUCGCUUUGGCUGGACAUUAUCUGUUUCACUCACAGAAAUUGGUGUUGUCCAUGCUGACCUGAUGGUCUCCAUUUUAGCUCCCCUUGAGAUAUUUAGACGCUUCAUUUGGAACUUUUUCCGCCUUGAAAAUGAACACCUCAACAAUUGUGGUGAAUUCAGAGCUGUAAGAGAUAUCUCAAUUGCUCCAAUUGAUGCCGGUGAUCAAGCUAAAUUAAUUAAAAUAAUGGACGACCCUGAUGGUGUUACCAAUAGAAAAAAUAAACCACGAAAAUCAAUCAAAAUUAAUCAACAUUAUAAAAAUUCAUUGCAAAGUGCCAACAUAAAGAUUGACUAACCGUUUUUUUGUAACUUGGCAAAACAUAAUUUUUUAUGUCCAACAUAAUCUAAUCAUUGUUUUUCAUCAUGUUUACCUUGGCAAUUAUUUUUACUUGUUGAUUAGAUUUGAUUACCAUAAGCAUCAACUCAUCAAUUCAUCAUAAUAUCGCAAUUUAUAGAUCAUAGAUAGUUUAAUAUUUCAAACUACUUAUUAAUAUAAUAUCAUGUUCAACUAAUUUUUUGAUUCCUCAAUUUUCCUUCUCCUUUUUCAAUUCCAAUUCAAUCUCAAGUCCCAAUUUGCAUUUUAAUAACACUUUUGUAAAAUUUAAACAAUUUUUCUUGUUCAAAAAUUAUAUCUAAUCCGGUUGAUCAAUAAAAAAAUUUUAAU
Molecule: messenger RNA, 2559 nt
Organism: Tetranychus urticae (two-spotted spider mite)
Lineage: Eukaryota; Metazoa; Arthropoda; Arachnida; Trombidiformes; Tetranychidae
Product: solute carrier family 53 member 1
Biological process (GO): phosphate ion transport; cellular response to phosphate starvation
Cellular component (GO): Golgi apparatus; plasma membrane; cytoplasm
Molecular function (GO): inositol hexakisphosphate binding; phosphate transmembrane transporter activity
Source: RefSeq, a predicted model, not a curated record